Molecule: messenger RNA, 459 nt
Organism: Suillus subaureus
Lineage: Eukaryota; Fungi; Basidiomycota; Agaricomycetes; Boletales; Suillaceae
Exons: 3
Coding region: 66-305 (79 amino acids)
Source: RefSeq, a predicted model, not a curated record
UAAACACGGAAUCAUAUCGUUGUGUUCAAUAAGAUGGCAACAAGUCGUUCCGAGUACACAAACACAUGCAUAUACAGAUAUCAGUAUCCUUGCAUUCUGGAGCGCACGUCCGGAUCGUUCCAUCUGUUUAUCUGAGACGAUCACGGAAGGGCGUAAAUCCAUCCCGGGACGAGAGUCCAGAAGCGGAGACUAGCGACCCCUUGGUACCCCAACCCUCAGAGGAACAUCACUUGGUUCAAUCAUGUUCCGUGCCUGCCGCAACAGCGCUCAGUUGUUUCCGCAGCAACUCUGAAUCAGACGGGUGACGACGGACACGGCUUACGCUGUGAGACCUAAUCCAAUUCUGCGAUCAACGGAACGGUGCUGGAAGACUGAAUUUUUCAGUUGACCGGAUCUCCGGAGUCCGGAUAUGACUGGCCACGUUUGUGCUGGAGCUUAUUAUCCCGUAUGUGGGAAUGG